UUGAUAUUAUCGCUGAGGUAUCUUUUUGUAUUUUUCUGCCGGGGAUGGGCCAGAUUGGGAAGGGCGGUACGAGGGUGGGACUUGGCGUUGGUGUUUUGGAACAUCAAAGAUGGACAGGGUUUUCGCGGAGGUCGCUCCUCAGAUAUCUCCACAACUACAGAUCGGGGAUCUUCCAAAAUCGAGAAGAUUGGUGCAUACGGCUAGGUCUCUUCACCUUACAAUUUGUAUGGCAAUUUGGCCCGGGGUUGUGGUGUGGUAGGGGAGAAUGGGGGAUAAUCCCACGCAGGAGUUCCGAACGACGUCUGGUUCACGUUUGGCUGGAUAACUCCACCACCACACGGGGUAUGCGGUCGGCGAUGGGGUCAGAAUGCUCGUAUGAUCGAGGGCUUUUCGAUGGAUCUAUCGGCGGGUUCUUAUUCGAAAAAUCGAGCGAGUUCGUGGUGGAGCGGUUUGUUUUUCAAAGUUAA
Blastomyces gilchristii SLH14081 is the source of this 467-nucleotide messenger RNA. RefSeq lists its product as uncharacterized. NCBI's taxonomy places the organism in Eukaryota, Fungi, Ascomycota, Eurotiomycetes, Onygenales, Ajellomycetaceae. The coding region runs from base 45 to 467 and encodes 140 amino acids. The record is from RefSeq and is a predicted model, not a curated record. The transcript has a single exon.